AUUUCCACUAGCAAGAAAAUCAAUCAUCAUUUUCACGACAUCGCCACACAGCACAGUGGAAAAUAUUGGUAUCUGCGGAUACUUCUACGCGAACUUUAAAUUCUCAAAUUAAAAAGUGGCAAUCCACUAGUGCGCAGUUGAAAUAGUUAGAGUUAAUGUUGAAUAAGAGCUAAAGUGUCCGAAUUGAACAGAAUUUCCACACCCGAUUGAGAAAAAUAAUUACGGUGAUAGUCAAGGGUGCUGUCUUUUUUUAUUAGCGUUUCCUUUAGUGAUGAAAAAUCAUUCUUAAUAUUUGACUCAAAAUGGAGAGACGAUUGUGAAUUAGUGAAAAACAUAAAGAAAGCAUAUUUCGACAUUGGUGUGGACCUCUGUCUAAAGAAUAGUGCAGUGGAAAUAAACCAGACAGCUUUCACGGGCAGCUGACUAAUCCUAGCCGACUACAAACAGUUUUACGCUAGUUUUAUUGUUUUUUCUGUGCACCACUUUUUUGCCAGUUCAAUUUUUAUUAUUCAUUAGUUCGGGAUAUGGCAUCGGAAAAAAUGUCCGAUAAAUGCCCCCACCAGAAUACUAACAACAAAUGGCUAUAUUUGAAAGACGAUUGCAGCAAAAGGUCGUCUUAGAUGAUACGGAAGCGAUUGUAUGCACUAUUGAGACAGCUCAAAAUAUUGACGGACAUACGGAAUAUGUACUAAGAGUGCAGCGUGGCCCAUAUCCCGAAAACAGCUGGCGCAUUUUGAGACGUUACAAUGAUUUCGCUACUCUCAAUAAAUGCUUACAGAUUUCGGGAAUUGAGCUGCCGUUUCCCGGGAAAAAGUUUAUUGGUAACAUGCGCCCUGAUUUCAUAGCUGAACGAUUGUAUGCACUGCAAGAAUAUUUAAAACAAGUACUCAUGAAUCCCAUUUUGGCUUCAUCGUUGCCAACCAAAAAGUUUAUUGACCCUGACAGUUACUCAACACCGUUUCACGAUCUAGCCCUCCAAUAUGCGUCCAUGUGUUUACGGGCCGAAGGCGUGUAUACGCUGGGUCAGUCUCUCGGGCCAAUUGGUUGGCGUUUGCGGAAACACUACUUCAAAGUAGUUCAUAAACCGCAAGGAAACAAACACUCGCCGGGUCAUUCCACCACCAAACAUCACUUGAUCAAGUCAAGUUCACAAUCGCACGGUAAACAGCAUACUACGCAGGUUUGUGUGACUACCUCUACCGAGAAGGAUUACAACAAUUCUCGAGAUGGCAGUGGCAAAGAGGAUUUGAUUCUUAGCUGGACCGAGUUCGGACCGGAUAGGUACAUUGAUGAGAAGGAAAUUCACAGUGUGCUGAAGAAUCUAGGGGGCGUGCAGCAUCCUUACAUUGCUCCGAUCGAAUAUAUUACCUCGAAUGAUAACGGAGCAUUGGUAAUCCGGAAGUUUCACAAGCAAGGCAGUUUAAAGGAUGUUCUGUGUGCAGUUUCUCCAUGUAAUCCGUUUCUUUCCAAGUAUGGCAGUCCUAAGGGACGAGCUCCGUUACCAUUAAAGGAAUUAGCGAUGUACGCACGGCAAAUUCUGGAAGCCAUUCGCUUUCUCCACUCCAAAGGCAUGGCAUACGGCCAUGUGCACUGCGGUAAUGUCGUAAUCGUGGAUGGAGUGGCUCGCUUGAUGGAUGUUGAGAAUUUUAUUUUCGGUGUACCUUCGUUCUAUAGGCCAUUUUUUGUUCAGCAUAGCAAAAUAAAUACUUGCGAGGCGAUUGACGUAUACGGCUUUGGUCAUCUGUUGUACGAAAUGUGCAUGGGCUACCCGUUGCAGGAUUCCUAUGCCAGACAAAUAACGGAUUGUCCGGAUAGUUUGAGAGCACUUUUAGAAUCAGUUCUAUCGAAAGAUGCUUGCAAAUCGGCGAUGCCAACCUUAGAUCAGCUGGCGGCUCAUCCAUUUUUCAGUGAGUACGCUGCGUCUUUCAACGAACAGUAUGCAGCGGCCAUCGGUGUUCAGAAACCCCAUUUAAAGUUUUCAUCCAAUGCCAAAGAACAGUUGAAGAUAGCUGUACAGAAGACUGAGAAUCGUGUCCGAGACGAGCAGAAGUCGGUGAAAAAUCAGAAACGUCUAGUCAGGGUGCAAGAGAUGAUGACUUCCGAAGAGGAGAAAAAGAAAAUUAAACACAAAGCGAAACAAGAACAGCGGCAAGCUAAAUUGCGAGCCCAAAAUUCACUACAGUUAAAUAAUGGUCCUCCACAAACGGUCACGAUUAGCGCCAGCUCCGGAUCAGCCGGUGCAGUUAUGGUCAAGUCGGAUAGUGCAAAUAGUAUUACCUCACCGCAGGAUGUAGGCUUGAUGUCGCCUCCUCCUACACACGCAGCAGCAACGGACAGUGGCAGCGGCAGUGUUUCGUCCCCACUGCCACCACCGCCUCCGUCCGCUCCACCGUUAGCUCCACCGUCGAGUUUAGCUCUAUUUGAUCAGCAACCUGGUUCCUCUGCUAGUGAAGGUAGGCGACUACACAAGUCAAUUUCCGGUGACGACGAGUACGGCACCACCACCAAUCGCAGCGCUCUGCUGGAAUCGAUUUGCAAUUUCAACAAGAACGGUCUAAAGAAAAUCAACAUCAAUGAGAAGUGAAGCGUAGUGAACGAAUAAGUAGUGAAUCAUUGAAAUGUGUGUAGCGCAAAACGGACAUUCGGUCUGUGAACAUCAAUCAAUCAAGAGAGUACCAUACGGGAAGGAACACACCUUGAACAAGGGUGCAUCAAACUAACAUACAAACAAAUAAUCAAAGUAACAUACAAGUAUCAAACAAAGGAAGUGUUUUGGACCAAUUUAUUCGUACUGUAGUAACAAUUUUAGAAACAUUACCACCACCUCCAGAAAUCAUCUAUAUUAAUAACAAACAUAAAACCAACACCGCGUAAAGUACACAAAUAGAAAACAACGUAUACAUCUAGUGCUAGACCAGAAACACUACAGAAAUUUAAGGCAGAUUGUGCAGUCUAUGUUAUUGAAUCAGUACUUUGAUCAGUAGUUGAUUUUUUGUUAAAUCCUUCUUUCCUGCUUCUAGUAUAUUAGCAAAUAUAUCUUCAAAUAUAUUUUAUAUGUUGGAAAUAUGAUUUUUUUCUUUAAUUUAUAGUUUCCAUUAUAUGGUAAUUCCAGGUAAAACAAUAGCUAAUUACCAAAGUUAUAUUUUGUUUCGUUUUUCUCAAAGUUAGAUCGUUUCACGCCAAUACAAAUACUUGUGUGCUUUUUUUUACAACACGACAGCUUAGUCAGAAAAAUUGCUUUUUUAAAAUUGAUUCAUAUAGUUAUAUUUUGUUUCUUGUAGUUUUCUGUUCAAAAGUCUUUAUCACUAUUAAAGUAUAUUAGAAGAAUUUUCGACCCAUUUUUUUGUAAUUUUUGUAAGUAUAUUUUUGAAGACUUUAAAGAUUAUGGUGUUGAAUUACCCGCGCACGCUUAGAUAAUGCGUCCCAUCGACGACAGACAUAAUGCAUCCGUUCAGGCAAGCUAGUUGUAGAGCAUACAGACUGUUAGCAAACAAUCAGUAAACAAAAAGUAAACAGUUAAACUUAAACAAAUAAUGUUGAAGAAAAAAAACUUAAAAAAAAGGAAUGGUGGAAAAUGUUGGACAGCCAACACGAUAACGAUCUGGUAUAUCUGAGAUAGCGAACGGACAUACUUCUAUAUAUCUAUGGCUUUAAACUAAACCAUGGGAAAACAAUUAGCACUUUGAAUGGUAACUAGUAUCAAAAUAAUUAUUCCAUAAGGUAUUGUUGUUGUUAUGUAGAUGUAUUGUGAAUACAAUCUUAAUCCAUCGUUUACGCUAGAUAAUAUCCUUUCAAGUUUUGUAAAGAUUUUAUGAUUUCCCGUCAUCUCAUGUGAAGCUAUUAUAUUCCAACCCUAAAGGAUAUUUUCUUGUUGUGCUUGUGAUUUUACAUUGUUUCAAAUCCACUUGGAAGUGCUUUGAAUUGAAUCAGUGACAUUGAUCAGAUUAAAAUCGAAGAUGACAAGCGGAAAUGAUCUUAUGAACGAUAUCAUGCUAAAUGCAAACUAUUUGAUGUUUAUAUUGUAAAAAAAUAUAUGUUUUCUAAAGGAAAAUACUCGAAAAAGUAAAAAUAGCUAAUCUAUAGUUGACUUGCACAUUCCAGCAGAGCGAACAAAGCUUUAUUCCUGUAAAACCACUCAUCUAUCUUGACUUGAUAAUUUAGAAUGUUCAUGAUUAGUGCCAUAGUAGGCGUUUAACAGAUUUCCCACAAGAUACAAACAUUCAAGGCCAGCUGUGAGAAUUAGAAAGGAUUUUAUUGGUGUCAAGAAAAAUUGUUAUCGACUAAAAACGGAAAAUUAAUCGACUAAUGUCUUAUACUGCAACACAUAUUUACCUAUUACAAAUAGCAAAUUUAUCUCUAUCUCAUAUAAUAUUAACAACAAUUAAUUGUGAUUUACGUGAAUAAAAUUUGUAUCCUGAUAUUCUCCCCUUUUAUAACAAUAUUAUACAAAACCAAAACGAUUCCAACCAGUGUAAAAAAAUUAUUCAAAUGCCAAUUGCGGCGAAGUAACUAUUCAUAUUUCUGUGGCAGCGGAUACAUUUUAGCAAUGGCUAAUCAAAUACUACAAAAACUACUUUUUUGAUAAUGCAAACAAAUUUAUAGAGAAUACAUACUACUUACCACAUGAGCACUAAAAACAUAAACCCUUAACGUAACGUGUAUUGCAUACAUCUAGGAAAACCGACACAUUAAUUAUUGUAAAACUAACUACAUUUCUACUUGCAUAUAGUUUUCAAAUGUAUCUAAACAAUUUUCUAAUGCGCAAAAUAUCAUUUGUUAUCAAACUGCAUGCUUGUGCUAGUCUCAAUGAAACCACAGUUUAUAAUUUAUUUCCCAGGGAUCAAUCGCAUGCUCUGAAAGUUCGCGCAACAUUCAAGCUUCUGGCGAAGAUGAAUCCCCGAGAAUGUAAACCUACCUGCUACUAAUACAAAUCGAUUGUAACUAAAUGAAACCACCAGAAGAGGAGUAUAUUUGUCAAA
Molecule: messenger RNA, 4979 nt
Organism: Sabethes cyaneus
Lineage: Eukaryota; Metazoa; Arthropoda; Insecta; Diptera; Culicidae
Product: PX domain-containing protein kinase-like protein
Exons: 6
Coding region: 578-2584 (668 amino acids)
Biological process (GO): endosome to lysosome transport; protein phosphorylation; early endosome to late endosome transport
Cellular component (GO): late endosome; early endosome; extrinsic component of endosome membrane
Molecular function (GO): phosphatidylinositol binding; protein kinase activity; ATP binding
Source: RefSeq, a predicted model, not a curated record